This is a messenger RNA of Chelmon rostratus (copperband butterflyfish), 6540 nucleotides long. RefSeq names its product probable G-protein coupled receptor 21. Gene Ontology annotation, cellular component: membrane. Gene Ontology annotation, biological process: G protein-coupled receptor signaling pathway. Gene Ontology annotation, molecular function: G protein-coupled receptor activity. NCBI's taxonomy places the organism in Eukaryota, Metazoa, Chordata, Actinopteri, Chaetodontiformes, Chaetodontidae. The record is from RefSeq and is a predicted model, not a curated record. The coding region runs from base 928 to 2160 and encodes 410 amino acids. The transcript has a single exon.
GAGGAUAAAUGAACACAGGAGGUUCUCCCAGCAUCGGUAUGCCUGCCUACCUCAUUUCCACUCCAGACAUAGUUGCUGCUACCUUUGGAUAGAAAUUGCAGCUGAGGUGUGUUCUGUGUGCGUGCGUGCGUGUUUUAAUUAUCAGUCACCCUGCGCACUGCCUUCAUCCUCUCAGCUCACGGCAGUCUGCUGUGAUCUUACUGCGAAGGACCAGACAGAAGCUGAGACAAGAGCAACUGGACAUGGAAGAGUGGUGAAGGAGAGGCAAGAAACAAGAGGAAAAAAGAAGAAGAAACAGGAAAGAGAAGCAGGAGGACGGAAGAAAAAGGAGAUAUUUUUGUCUUAAUGUCUUCUUCCCUCAAUUUAAGUGUGCAGCAAUUUACACAAUAAUGUAUUUUCAUUGUCUGUGACUCUGUGGACUGUAGACAGAUAAGAGAGAGCUUUCUGCAGCUGUAGCAGAUGUUGAAGACAUCUCUGACUUUAUAGGGAGCAAAGGCAUUUCAAGCAUAGAUUGGAUUGGAAUUCCUUCAAACAUAGUCACAUUGCUCUCCAUUUUCUUUCUUUUCUGUGCCUUCAGCUGGGAAGUUUGCUUUACUGGUGGAAAAAAAGAAGAUAAGGAAUACACACAUUUCUUUUUUGUGUGUUAAUCUGUGUUUACCCUGGUGGUUUUAUAUCUGUAAAACUGCCUGCCUGCUCUGAGGACGAACCUGAGGGGGGGCUUCCUCGCCGUUAGCUGUGCUUUCCAUCCCUCCUGCAUUUGAAAUGGCAGAUGGCGGCAGGCUCAUCAUGGAAUCACAGCAUGGAGCUUUUUGUUUGGACUGAAAUCAUCCAGCUACUUCCAGAGCCAGCCAGCUACCUGUCAAAAUAGUGGGUUCUUUGGUUCGUCGUAACCUUGAAGGGCCCCUCAGACACGUCUUCUUGCCCAAGAUGAUGAAUUCCUCCCUGGAUCCACUGAACCAGAGCGCUGCUGACCUGUUCAACCUGUCUGCUCCCUUCUGCCUGCUUGAGAUAGGUUAUUCCCAAAUUUUCACCACCUGCCUCCUCGAAGUCUCUAUCAUACUUCUCCUCACUGUUCUCAUUAUUUCCGGUAACCUGGUGGUGAUUUUUGUGUUUCACUGUGCCCCCUUACUUAGCCAACACACCACCAGUGCUUUCAUCCAGACUAUGGCAUAUGCUGAUCUGUUGGUGGGCGUCAGCUGCUUGUUCCCCUCCUUGUCCCUCCUCCAUCACCUCCAAGGCCUCGACCCCAAACUCACCUGCCAGGUGUUCGGGUACAUGGUGUCUGUUUUAAAAUCCGUCUCAAUGGUUUCGUUGGCAUGUGUGAGCGUGGACCGCUACAUUGCCAUCACGCGACCUCUGACUUAUGCAUCCCUGGUAACGCCUUGUCGAGUGCGCUGCUGCAUCAUUCUAAUAUGGUUGUACUCCGCUCUGGUGUUCCUCCCAUCUUUUCUCGGGUGGGGGAAACCUGGUUACCACGGAGAUGUGGUUGAGUGGUGCGCAGUUGAGUGGAGGACUCGUCCGGCUUUCACAACCUUUAUUGUUGCGCUGCUCUACGCCCCAGCUGCUCUCACUGUCUGCUUCACCUACGCCAACAUCUUCAAGAUCUGCCGGCAACACACCCGGGAAAUCAGCGAGCGCCACGCUCGUUACCGACCCCAACAGCUACAGGGCCCAGGAUUGACAGUGGGAUCGGUGGUCAAGGACAACAGUGCAUUAGAGCAAGGGCAGUUACCCCACCUGCCUCAAUCACAAAAAUCCCAACCACAGUAUCAGCAGCCCACAUCAACAUACCCAGACAAGCGAUACGCCAUGGUACUCUUCCGCAUUACAAGCGUGUUUUAUAUCCUCUGGUUGCCGUACAUCCUCUACUUUCUGUUGGAGAGCGGCGGGUUCUACCACCACCCUGCAGCCUCAUUCCUAACCACAUGGCUGGCCAUCAGCAACAGCUUCUGUAACUGUCUCAUCUACAGCCUCUCCAACUCUGCCUUCAGGAAGGGCCUCAAACGCCUCUGCUCCUUCUGUUUACAGCGCAGUGGCAGUGGCUUUGGGGUUAGGAACACCAAAAAGGCUUUCAUUGGCUCUGUUGAAAAAGGAUCUGCUGGGCUGGGAUAUGGAUAUGGUCAUGGCGAAAUAGGAAUUGGCACGACAUGUCAUGUGUAAGGCACACACACAGAGGAAGCUCUUGUGUGAAUUGGCAUUUGAACUUUUUAAAGGAUGCCUGAUAUGAUUGCUGUAAAAUGUCUCCAUUGGAGCUAAAAUAUGCUGUAAAGAGAGAGAAGGAGGCGUUGAUCUGCCACUGCUGUUUCUGUUGCGUUUGGAGGUUACACAGAUGUCCUCUCUGCACACGCCACAGCUGGCAAAGACAGAGAAAGGGAGUCAAGAGCAAAGCGCUGAAGGAGAAAAUGCUUAAACAGCCAUGCAAGGUGUUUUUAAAAUGGUCAAGGAAACCCAGCAUGCUGUGCUGUGUAUGGACACGAUGAUGGAUGGAAGAGGUGUCUGAAAAUCUGUGGAGAAGUGAACUCUUUUGAGGUUAACAACAUUUUUGUCUGUCUGAUUUGUUUUAUCCUUAACUUAUUUUGCCAGAAUAACAAAACUUUCCAAGAAAAGCGUUCUGAAAAGCUGUUUGUGAAACAAUAAGACCCUUGUUGUCAGAUUAUCAGCACAGUAUGAGCUGGAUGCAUAAAAGAAGAAAUGGAUUCAAACAGAACAAUUGACUGCUGUGUUUUAGUAAUGCAGUGCUGAGAAGAACUGCCCAUAGAAAGCUAUGUUUUUACGAGCUCUUACCCCCUCAGUAUUCGAAUACUAAACAUGAUGCAUCAGUGUGUUUGUGUAUUUCGUGUGUCUCUUGUUGUUGACUGAUUGAUUGAGCUUAGUCAGUCAAAAAGUGGAAAGAAAUGAUGUAGGUCUAAACCCAGCACACAUCAUUUUAUAGUUUGUUUGCACCGACUGCACUGAUUAUAAUUUGUCAACAUCAAGACGAUCUAUUCAUAACCUUUCAAAUUUUACAUUAUUCACUGUUGUUGUACAAAAUAAAACAUAAUGUCUUUAAGUAAAUUGUGGGUUCACACGCCAACUGUGAACCUGACAAACAGCAAACAGAGUUUUCAGUGACUUCUCUUUCAUGAUUUUUUUUCAUUGCACAUUUGUUGUUUUACUUAUGUAACUGAACUUAUUUCAUAAGUGUGUCCAAGGCAAAACAAGACCAAGAAAGGAUGUAUAUUUACACUUGUUGUACACUGAUCGUUGGUACAUCGUUGAGCUGAUUUUGAUGGAAGGUAAAAACGUUUAAAACAUUUAGAUGACUGACUCUUGAACUGUGCUCUUUGGGAUUGGCUGUGAGGAAAAGUCUAUUGAGAAGUAGGAAAAGUGUAAUUGUGGGAAGUUUCACAUUUACAUAUUAUUGCAAAUAUUUACCUUGUGUCAAACCUCAGUGUAUGCUGUAUUUUGACUGCAUUAUUGCCUGCAUUCGGGGACUAGUGCAUGUGCACACACACCAACACAGGAGGUUCAUAUGUAAACAGAACAGACAAAUAGCCCAUUCACUCUGCCAGCAGGCUAACCUCUGCAUGGCACCGUGACGAGGGACUGACCCCUCAACUCCUUGCAGUUGCGUGUGUGUGUGUGUAUGCGUGCAACUAUGCGCAUGCAUGUGUUGUAGUCUGCUUCCCUCAUCUUGUCCCCAUGUGUAGUUUUGCAGGUUCUUUUCAUUCUUAACUUGAUAUUUAACACAAAAUAAUCCAGACCAAUAAUAAGACGAAAUGAAUCCAGGUGUAUAUAUGGUGUCAUAAACUUAAAGGUUCUGAGGAAUUAUCUGUAUUUUGAACCAUGAAGACUUGUUUCACAGUUUAUUUAGGUGCAGAUAAUCUAGCUUUAUACUUUAUCUAAUCUACCAAAGAAAGUUCAUCAAAUAUUCUUGGAUUAUAUUUUUUUCUAAAUAUCUAAUAUAUGACGAUUUAGUAAAAUGAGUGGGUUUUACACAAAGUUUGUGUAGGUCCACUGCACUGUGUUGGCUCAGUGAUGCCUUAUGUGCAUGAAUCAGACUGUUUCUCAGUAUAUAGUGAUAUAUUGUUGCCUUGAUAUGAAAAUAAAAAUUAACUGCUGGGGAAGUAUUUUCCUCUUACAUUUCGGGAGGGCUCAAUUUAUAGAGAUGCAGCUGUUUUUAGAGGGAACAGCACAGACUGGAAAUUGAUUGCAUGUGCAAAGAUGAAAACGCACAAAAGCCAGCCUGGAUUCCACAUUCAAUAUGGAGUAACCCGAGCCCCAUUUGUUGUGUAAAGUAAUUUAAGAAAUGUGGUUGUGAAUUCACGUACUCUUCAAAAAUCCAUCAUUUGCAAUCUUUGUUCCUCUCGUCUGUAAAACUGAAAAUAACCAGGAGCAAACACAUGACUCAAAACUGUUAAUCUUGUUUUUGCAUGUAGUUGUUUGUGUGUGCAUAGAGUGUGUAUGAGUGUGUGUGUGUUCAGGUAUGUUAGGAUGCGACCAUCGGCUGAAGUGGACUGUUUAUGGUGUUCUAGCGAGGGUGCUAACAGAGUUAUCACCUUUCGUUGCUUUAUUAGCUGCACAUCCCUUCCCUGGGGUAUACUGUUUUUUGUGAGCGUAUGUGAGUAUGAUGGUGGUAGAUAGAGUCACAUGUUGUCUUUAAAUAGUUUGGCUGUCAUCUCUGAAGCAUUGCCAAAUAUUGUAAAAUUAUCUACUUGUACCUUCUAUUGUUCAGAAAUGGCAUGUACUAAAAUGACAUAUACAGAAAUGGCAUAUUGAAUGUCUGAUUGUCAAACUAUAGAAAUUUAUUUUUGUAAACUUGCUUUCUGUAUAUUCACUUGAAGUGAAGAGAUAAAUGUUUCGGACUCUAAGAAGUCGCAUGCUUACUUGCUGAAAUGAUCGAAGCUGUGUCUUAAUGAAGAUGCAUUUUGUUUUACUUGGACCACUCACCACUAAAAAGAUAUUAUUUCCCACAGCAGCAAUGGUACAAUUCCUCAGAAAUGUGUAAGAUUUAGGGCAAAGUGUCUUGGGAAAUUACAAUGGCAAAACACACGUUAGCGUUCACACACACAUGCAUUCCCUUUUUCCUGUGGGAAAACAAUCGGCUCUCAUGUUCUCAAGGGAACAACACUCUGGUGGUGUCUGUGUGGAGUAACAGUGCCAUGUUGGGUAGGAUUAGAGAGAACAAGAGGAAAUAUGGACACUGGGGCUGGUUUAGGAAGCCAUUUGUAGUUUAAAUGCAGCCUUCUCAGUUGAGAGAGGAAAAUGCUUGUUGAUUGGGUGUAAUAAUGAGUGACUGCAUACUACAAAAACAAGAUAUCAGUAAUAAUCAGUAAAAAACGGGAAGUGUCGUUAAAGUGAUUUUCAGAAAUGAAAAUGUAAAUAAUGCAAUAAGUGCAAAGAAGGAAGAUUAAAAUGGUUCAUAGCGUCCAUAACUUCAGCGUAUGGUGUGUUUAUAUUAUACACUGUCAUUCUCUUUAAUUUUAAUCCCUUUACAAGUUAUCCAGAAACAUUAGAGGGUUGCUGCUGCUUCUUCGUCUUCCUCUUCUGGCAUCAUAUGCAAAUAGCUUUAGGUGCAUCGUUGCUGUCUGUGCUGGAACUGCCCAGAUGUGUGUCUGUCUUGGGAACAAGCAGAGUCCAUAUGUAGCUAAUGAGUCGCAUACUGAAUGUGUGGCUCAAUGUAAAUAAAAGUGCAUAAAUUAUAUGUGGAUUUAUAAUGAAAAACAACAACAAACAAACAACAAACUAAUGAAAAUUUCCAAGUGGAAUUAGGACCUUAUUUAAAAUAACUUUCACAGUCCAUUUUCAUGGACAAAUUUUUAUCUUCUCUCAGUUCACUCAAAAUGUUUUGUAAUUAUCAACUACAAAAGUAUUUUACUCCAACUGAAUAUUGGUUGGCUGUUGCUGAGUAGAGAUUGUGCCAUACCCUGAACGGGAAGUACAGCCUCACUCUUAGAGUGCACUUUAACACACACACACACACACAUACCCGUGCAAUGGUAUUUUCUUAUCUGUUUUUUAAUCAGGAUUGGAUUUUCUUCUUUGUGUUUUCAUAAGGCUCUAAAUAGGCCCCACCAGACCCCCACUAAUGGCUGACUCAUGACCCAGCUGUUCUGGGGAACAAAUUAUUACCACAUUAAGACGAGACUGACCACUGAAACAACUUGGUCUGGAAGCCUCCCAAAAGACACUCUGCGUGUGUUUUUGUCCACAAUGAACGCUGGAAAUUGCUCACAGCGAAGAAUGUGUGUUUGUAAUCCUUAGAUUGAGAAAAUGAAGCCAUUACCGUAUUAGAUCAUGACAAACCAUGUCAUAUUUCAUACAUCAGGGGUGCUGAAUUUGUGACGUGUGAUAAGGUUUUUUUUAAGCCAUACAGUAUGCUUUUAUAGAUGGAGAAUGUCUGGAUAAUCAAAUGGUCAAACAUGUUUAAUUUUGCUGUCAUGAAAGUGAGUCUCUGUGACAAAUAAGACAUUUUUCCUUACAUGAUGCUUUGUAGGUGACAAGCCUAUAUGGUAUUGUAAGAUGUACAUGUUGUGUAUCUGUACUGAGCAAAUAAAUGUA